Botrytis porri is the source of this 291-nucleotide messenger RNA. RefSeq lists its product as uncharacterized. The transcript is spliced from 2 exons. NCBI's taxonomy places the organism in Eukaryota, Fungi, Ascomycota, Leotiomycetes, Helotiales, Sclerotiniaceae. The record is from RefSeq and is a predicted model, not a curated record. Bases 1 to 291 code for a protein of 96 amino acids.
AUGACAGCCAAUAGCAAACGCAAUUAUACACUUCUCACCGUCUCAUACAAACGCUCUCUUGAAAAUCCUGCACCCCAAAGAUUUCUCAUGCACUCAGUACUUGAGUUUCCAAUGAUACUUUGGGAGUUUUUCCGAAGACCUUCUCCAUACGACCUGCGAACUAUCGCAAAAAUAUCAAACACACAUUUCUGUACACUAAUUUUGAUUCUGGGAACUAUGGUAGACUUGUCGAUACUGUGCAUCGGCUCCAGUGCUGGCAAACAUGCCACAACCACCGCAUUGUUCGGGUGA